Molecule: messenger RNA, 2851 nt
Organism: Corticium candelabrum
Lineage: Eukaryota; Metazoa; Porifera; Homoscleromorpha; Homosclerophorida; Plakinidae
Exons: 1
Coding region: 86-2731 (881 amino acids)
Biological process (GO): DNA integration
Molecular function (GO): nucleic acid binding
Source: RefSeq, a predicted model, not a curated record
AAAGACAAAUGCACAACCAGUCAUCCAACCAGCUAGAAGAGUUCCAUUUAGGUACAGGCUGGAACUGAAGUCACAACUGGAUGAAAUGGAGAAACAAGGCAUCAUAGCCAAAGUAACAGAGGCUACUAAUUGGGUCAGUCCCAUAGUCCUUGUAACAAAGCCAGGUAAAGACAAACUAAGGAUAUGCAUUGAUCCAGGAGCGUUGAACAAGGCUAUACAAAGGGAGCACUACCAAUUGAAAACACCCGAAGAGAUAUUCGGCACGUUGGCAGGCUCACAAUAUUUCUCAACCCUAGAUGCUACAUCUGGUUUUCUACAGAUUGCCCUAGACAAGGAAAGUAGCUACUUGACAACAGUGGCAACUCCCUUUGGGCGCUACCGGUAUUGCCGACUACCUUUCGGAAUCAGCUCUGCCCCAGAAGUGUUUCACAGAAUAGUGACAGAAUCCUUUGCAGACAUACCUGGGGUACACACCUAUGUGGAUGACAUCCUUGUAUCAGGCUGUAGCGUAGAGGAGCACGACAAACGCCUUCAGAUGGUCCUCGAAAGGUGUAGGGAGCUGAACCUUAGACUCAACCGACCCAAAUGCCAGUUCAGAAAGACUGAAUUAAAGUAUCUGGGACAUGUGCUUACAUCAGAAGGGAUAAAACCUGACCCAGAAAAAGUCGAGGCCAUUGAGCAAUUCCCAAAGCCACAGUCCAAGACAGAUGUUUCAAGACUCCUGGGCCUGGUUACAUAUUUGUCGAAAUUUUGUCCUACUUUGGCUGAGACAGCCAGCCCACUGCGACAGCUAACACAGCAGGAGACUGCAUGGGUGUGGGACUCCGUUCACGACCGCACCCUACAGCAUGUGAAAGAUCUAGUGACAAAGGCCCCAGUACUACGACUUUUUGAUCCAGCAUUACCAGUGAGAUUAACUGUGGACGCAUCACAACAUGGCUUGGGAGCAGCUGUUAUUCAAGAGGGGCACCCAGUAGAAUACGCGUCAAGAACAAUGUCCAGCAUACAACAGAAAUAUGCACAAAUAGAGAAGGAAAUGCUUGCCAUCCAGUUUGGACUAACAAGAUUCCAUCAGUAUGUGUAUGGACAAGAUGUCAUAGUGGAGACUGACCACAAGCCACUACUUGGAAUACUGAAAAAGCCCCUUGCUGAAGUCAGUCCUAGGCUUCAGAGAAUGCGCCUACGAUGUCUCAAAUACAACUACACGCUAGAGCACCAUUCCGGGAAAGAAAUGGUCCUGGCCGAUUCUCUGAGCAGAAUGCCAUCUACAACACCCUAUACAGACUAUGAUGAACUAACAGAAGAGCAAAUCGACUCCGUCACAGAGCAAAUCAUUCCCACACCACUUGGACGUGAAAGAUGUACGGAAGCGACCAGACAAGACCCUACAAUGCAGGCACUCAUCACUUACAUACACACAGGAUGGCCACCUACAAGGAGGAGUGUCCCGGGUCCAAUCAAACCGUACUGGAAUGUGAGACACGACCUAACAGAGAAAGACGGCAUUGUCCUCAAAGGAAGCCAAGCUGUCGUCCCUGUGACAAUGCGCAAAACGGUGAUGAACAGUAUACAUGAGGGACACUAUGGAAUAGUGAAGUGUAUAGAAAGGGCCAAGACGUCAGUGUACUGGCCUGGCUACACCAAUGAAAUACAUGACAUGGUAGCGAGUUGCAGCAAAUGCCAAGAAAAUCGAAGCCAGAACCCAAAGCCAGACACUAAACCUCAUGAUGUUCCACACUACCCCUACCAGAAAGUGGGAACAGACUUGUUUGAACUACAAGGGGAACAUUACCUACUUACCAUCGAUUACUACAGCAAAUGGGUGACCAUAGAUCACCUCCAGUCAACGAAAGCAGCUGAUGUGAUAACUAUCCUAGACAAGCAUUUUGCCAAUUUUGGAAUACCAGAAACAAUAUUCUCGGACAACGGGCCACAAUACGCCAACGAAGAAUUUCGCAAGUUCUCCAGGAAGCUGGGAUUUCAACACACCACAUCCAGUCCAGGCUACCCAGCCAGCAAUGGCCAAGCGGAAAGAGGUGUCCAAACAGUCAAGAAAAUGAUGGCCAAGAUGUUGGAGGAGGGCCGUACAAUCAAUGACGCUCUAAGAGUCCUUAGGAACACACCAAUAGGAGGAGACCUGCCUACUCCUGCCAUCCUGCUACAGGGGAGACACCUCCGAACCCAACUAACAAUAAAUACUGAGACUCUGGUUCCACAUAACAUGGAUGCAGACAAGACCAGACAAAAACUAAUCGCCCACCAAUCCCAAUAUGCGUUCUAUGGAGCCACAGGAAACACAACGAACUCACCUCUGCUUCCUGAUGAAAGCGUAAAGACAAUGAGAGGAAAAAAAUGGGUACCAGCAAAAGUCAUUGGACACCACACAGAGCCCCAAUCCUACAUCCUCAGACUAGCAAAUGGACGGACAGUGAGAAGAACUAGAACACACAUAAACAGGACAACAGAAGUGUGGGAUGACAACACAAUGUUCGCUAAGUACACUCCGACGGGACAACAAACAAACACCAGCCUGUCAGAAGGACAACCACCAAAUCAACCUGAUGAGACAAACGUACUGCCAGACACGGAGAUCAGAUCUCCGAAUACAGAAAGCCCUCCAAAAUCUGCCAAGUCCCCAACUGCACCUGCAAGUCAACCUGCAGUCAAAACAACAAGGCUGGGGAGGAUCUCAAGACCACCACGACGCCUACUGGAGGACUACACUACGUAAUUAGCAACCAUUGCUUGACACUGCACUUUUGAGUUGAAGUCACCCAGAGACAGAUAGAUGACAUGUAAUGUAAUUAGAUUCACUAUCCCGUAUGUGUAAUCGGAAAUAGACCAGAACGAU